CUGCGGGGAUGGCUAUGGAGGAGACGGGUUUAACUGCACUGAUAUUGAUCAGUGUCGAGAGGGGACCCAUCAUUGCCACCCAAACGCCACGUGUGUCAACACAAUUGGCAUGGAUGGAUACAACUGCUCAUGUGAUUCUGGAUUCACUGGGGACGGAUUUGUGUGCGAAGACAUCAAUGAAUGCAGCGAUCCAGGCCUACACAGCUGUACCCAAAAUGCGACAUGCAUGAAUACAGAGGGCGGGUAUAAGUGUGUCUGCAAUGAAGGAUUUACACUUCAAGGGUCCAUAUGCAUCGACAUUGAUGAUUGCGAUGGAGUCAACUGCCUCAAUGGGGGAACAUGUGUCGAUGCCAUUGGAUCAUUCUUCUGUAACUGCUCCGAUGGUACCAGUGGCGUUGUCUGUAACAUAUACGAGUCUACGUGGAGCAGUUGGAGUAGCUGGAGUGACGACUGCUUCUGUCGGGUGUCAAACGGCACGGCGAUGGUGUCCCGUGUCCGGUCCCGGUCCUGUCCCGGGAGGCCAGGGUACAGCGGUACUCCAACCUGCGACGGUGACGACACGGACUGGGAGGUGUGCAUCCCAGAUGUCAAUGAAUGUGAAGAAGGAACUAGCCACUGUCAUCCAAACGCUACCUGUCAAAACGUCGUUGGAGUUGGUCAGUAUAACUGCACAUGUGACAGCGGAUUUGCUGGUGAUGGCUUUCGGUGUAAAGAUAUAGAUGAAUGCAAAGAAGCCAGAUUACACAACUGUAGCCAGAACCAGACAUGUGCAAACACCCAGGGAUCUUAUGUCUGUGUCUGCAAGGAGGGGUUUCAUGAUGUCUCAUCCGAUGAAGAAGAGCCUGUGUGCAUUGACAUUGAUGAUUGCGAUGGAGUCAACUGCUUCAAUGGGGGUACAUGUGUCGAUGUCAUUGGAUCAUUCUUCUGUAACUGCUCCGAUGGUACCAGUGGCGAUGUCUGCAACAUAUACGAGUCUACAUGGAGCAGUUGGAGUAGCUGGAGUGACGACUGCUUCUGCCGGGAGUCAAACGGCACGGCGAUGGUGUCCCGUGUCCGGUCCCGGUCCUGUCCCGGGAGGCCAGGGUACAGCGGUACUCCAACCUGCGACGGUGACGACACGGACUGGGAGGAGUGCAUUCCAGAUGUCGAUGAAUGUGAAGAAGGAACUAGCCACUGUCAUCCAAACGCUACCUGUCAAAACGUCGUUGGAGUUGGUCAGUAUAACUGCACAUGUGACAGCGGAUUUGCUGGUGAUGGCUUUCGGUGUAAAGAUAUAGAUGAAUGCAAAGAAGCCAGUUUACACAACUGUAGCCAGAAUCAGACAUGUGCAAACACCCAGGGAUCUUAUGUCUGUGUCUGCAAGGAGGGGUUUCAUAAUGUCGCAUUCGAUGAAGAAGAACCUGUGUGUAUUGAUGUGGACGAUUGUCGUCAUGUGACCUGUUGGAACUCCGGCGUCUGCUUGGAUGGACUUGGGAAUUACACUUGCGACUGCCUGGACACUUUCAGUGGGGAGCAUUGUGAAUAUUACCAAUCGACCUGGGGAGAAUGGAGCCCAUGGACUGAUGACUGCGAGGCCCAAUAUGUGAACCACACGGCUGUAGAAGCUCGCAUCAGAACACGACGGUGCCUGGACAGGAUAGCCUAUGAUGGAGCUCCACUCUGUGAAGGAACUGACUUGGAGUGGCAACUUUGUAACAUAGGCCGAGAGGCAAGAAAUUUCUCAGGCCUGUUCCAGACGGUCAAAUCGUCUAUUCAGCCUGGCUACACGGUGGGCGACGAAGUUCUAGAUCUGAAGGAACUGCCAUUAGACGACAAUGAUGAAAGUGCUGAUUACGAAAUACUUUGUUGUGACGAAGGGAAGUUUAUCCUGGAAGAAAAUGGGCUGUUAAGGGUCUCACAGAUGCUUGAUCCGAACAGACCAUAUGUGUUAACGAUAGUAGCUAUUGAUGACACAGCGGAACCAUCUGCGCUCCUGCACAUAUUCGAAGUCAUGAUAGAUGUGAAUCAUACGGAAUGGAUCUACGACCGAACCGGAUGUCCGCAUGUUGUUCUUACAAGAGAAGUAGAGGAGGGACAAUCCAACGGAACUGUCAUUGUAGACUUGACAACAGAACUCGGCGAAGACGAGACUUCGCGGUAUUUCCUGCAGUUCAGCCUCUGUAGUGACCUCGUCAAUGUUAAUGAAUUCACGGGAAUUGUGUCCACCAGCAAGACACUCGACAGGGAAACAAUGCGUCUCUUAACCUGCCUCUAG
Branchiostoma floridae (Florida lancelet) is the source of this 2254-nucleotide messenger RNA. RefSeq names its product neurogenic locus notch homolog protein 1-like. The record is from RefSeq and is a predicted model, not a curated record. Gene Ontology annotation, molecular function: calcium ion binding. The coding region runs from base 110 to 2254 and encodes 714 amino acids. NCBI's taxonomy places the organism in Eukaryota, Metazoa, Chordata, Leptocardii, Amphioxiformes, Branchiostomatidae. The transcript has 15 exons.